This is a messenger RNA of Verticillium alfalfae VaMs.102, 1710 nucleotides long. RefSeq lists its product as hypothetical. Gene Ontology annotation, biological process: DNA-templated transcription. The transcript is spliced from 3 exons. The record is from RefSeq and is a predicted model, not a curated record. Lineage: Eukaryota; Fungi; Ascomycota; Sordariomycetes; Glomerellales; Plectosphaerellaceae. Gene Ontology annotation, molecular function: DNA binding; zinc ion binding. Gene Ontology annotation, cellular component: nucleus. The coding region runs from base 1 to 1710 and encodes 569 amino acids.
AUGGACCUCUCGCCUAUAGAGAAUGCCUGGAGAAUUCCAAAGCAGAAUAUCCAACGCUAUGCUGUAUGGGAUAUAGAGCAGCUUAAAGCCUUAGCUAUAGAGGCCUGGGAAGAACUCCGAGGUGCGGGAUUAAUGGAGUCCUGUUAUUUUUGUCACCCGCUUGCCGACCUACCGCCAGACGCCGCGCCGAGCAGCGAGCCCGGGCACCCCGAGUCCGAGACAUCGCAUUCCCCAGCCGUAACCGCCACUACAAAUCUGCCCGACAGACGACAGUCGGAAGAGCUCUGCAGCAUAUUCUUCCAGCGGUUCUACAUACACUUGCCCAUUUUUUCCAAGGAACGCCUCUCGGCGGCAUUGUCGACAGCUGCCACAGCGGCGUCCGCGCGAAGACGCCCCCUUCCUUAUGCAUUGUUUGCCCUCGUUGCUGCCAACCACACGGCUGCUGACAUCCAGGCCCAACAGACGGGCUGGUAUGACGUGGCCAAACAUCUAUAUGGCCAGACAUCGCACAUCCCCGACGAGCCCCUCCAAACCCUGCAGGCUGCUGCCUGUAUCGUCCUUCACGCUCUGGUCGUCGGCGAUCAUUCGACGGCUUGGCUGGUCCUCGGCAAGGCGUGGCGGCAGUGUGUAGCACUCGGCUUCAACCAGAUGGAUUCAACGUCGAGUGCCGCGGCAUCGACCCUGUUGUUCGUCGAUUGGAGGGAGCUUGAGGAGCGCCGCAGAACCAUGUGGACUUUAUUCAUGCUCGACAGGGGCAUGUGUUUCCCGAUUGGCAUGGCGCACUCGAUCGACGAAAGACAGCUGCGGGUGAACCUACCCAUGGGUGAGGACACGGUUCAGAACAGCGAAGCCGUGCCAUCCCAAUCAGGCGUGCUGUUCACGCCCAAUUUUCGAAAGCUCUUGUCGCUGGUGGGCGCCCAGCAGACAGGCCCCAAUGUGUUCCACUAUCUCAUCAUAUCGUACGUACUCCUCGGCCGCAUUGUCGAGCACAUGUACUGGCCUGAAUCGGAUGAUGACGACGAAGAUGAUGCCCAACGCCACGAGUCCAUGCUCGGGUCACUCCAGGAAGACCUGUCACAGAUGCGCCUUAUGCUGCCGCGGUCUGCCACCGACCUCGCCAACGCCGCCCAUUCUGACUUUACCUACGUCGUGUGGUUGAACGUCAUGAUGAAUGUCAACACGGUCUUCCUGUUCCACAGACCGCCGACGAGGCGGCUUGAACAAGGUUCACAUGACGAAGAUAUGGUUAACGGCGAGGACGGCUCCAGUCGAUCUGCGACAUCCAACUGGGAGCUUUGCGUAGCCGUCGCCCGAAAGACGGCCAUGCUCAUCAGGGAGGCCAGCCGUGUGUCCACCGACCUCCUCAUGAAUCCAAUGAUCGCGGCGCCCACCUUCACAUGCGCCCGGAUCCUCGUGAUCGAGCACCUGCUUUCUUCGGCACCCCUCAAUAGCGGCGGUGGCCGUGUCGUGCGCACGUCUUCUGGCUUUGUGGCAGAUCUGCAGGUACUGCUCCUCAUGUUCGAUCGACUGAGUGAGUCGUUCAGCGGUGUCGGCGCCAAAUUCCGAUCUGGCGUGCUGUACCAUCUCAAGCAAGGCCCGGAGAAUGCGAGGGAGAUCAAGGCCGCCGGUAGCAAAGAGCUCCUCGAGAGCUGCGCAAAAUGGCGGUCGGCAGUAGAUGGCGACGACGGCACGAAAGGAGGCGCACCGUGA